AUGGGUAAACGAAUCAACAAUGGAUCCUUGAGGGAUUCAGCUCCCAUGAUUGAUUUCCCUUCUCAUAAUCUAUUGGGGAGACCAGCGGAAAGGUUUGUGGAGGUUCGUGAGAAAGGACAGCGAGCGGGUAGUGGACUCUGUUGGGAUGGACGACGUGGAGGUGGCAGUAGGCAGCCAGAUCAAUACGGUUAUGGAACAGAAGCGUCAGCUCUAGCUCCUACUGAUUCUGAUUGGUCAAGCAGUGGAAGCAAGAGGCAGGCUCUUCUUGAUUCAAACAAGUGGAGCAGCAGUGGUGCUAGGCAGCCUUCUUCAGACACUGUUCGCUGGUGCAGUGGUAGAACUAGGCCUGAUGACUGCAAUCUAUCCAGUGACAGGUGGUGUGAUGGUAGCUCAAAGUCCAUCUGGUCAUCAUCUAAGCCUCACAGACAAUGA
Messenger RNA from Dovyalis caffra, 432 nucleotides. The record is from the annotation of a GenBank genome assembly. NCBI's taxonomy places the organism in Eukaryota, Viridiplantae, Streptophyta, Magnoliopsida, Malpighiales, Salicaceae.